CACCAUCACACGAUUCCAUUCGCUAUAGACGAUUCGCCCACCCGCUCUCGCCUUACUAUAAAUACUCACCCUUACGCUACGGUUUUCACUUUUCUGGAUUUUCAUACAUCAACAACAACAGCAUCUUCGUCUUCUAAUCGGUGAAAACCCUAAUUAUAUCCCUUAAUUACUCAUCAAUUUGCUAUUAAUCAUGUUUACGUUAUAAUCCGCUUUUAAUUGAAGAUCGAUAUGACGUCAUAUUAGCGGUUUUGUUGUUCGAAUAUGAGUAGUUAGGGUUUGAUUUUCGUCAUUUUUGUUGCGGUUUUGUUUGUUGAUUUAGUGCUUUCGUUGAUUAAUUGUUGUUUGUGUAUGAUUUAUGAUUGCUGUGUGGAUUGGUUAUGAUGUUAGGUGUUGUUAAUUUACUUGACGGUUACUAGAUUUCUUAUUUUCUGGUUGUGAAUCUGAAGUGAUUGUUUUUUGAUUUAUUAUGCUGUUGUGUGUGUGCAGAUCUUGUUUUUGAAGUUGUUUGGAUGUGUGUAGAUCUUGAUUGUUGCUAUUUGAAGAGAUUUUAGUUUGAUAAGAAGUGGUUUUAAAUUUUAAUUCUGCUUGUUUGAUUAUACAGGGUUAAGGUUGCGGUAGGUAGUUUUUUUGUGCAAGCGCAAGGGCGAAAAGAAGCACAGAUAGGAGAAAAAAUGUAACGUGUUUAGGAAAUUAGUGCCGGUUUAUGAUAUACAAAGGAAGUAUAAUGAUUAGUGAUUAAAAUGAUCAACUUAUUGUCAACAGGUUUAAAAAUAAUGAAAAUUCUAAGUAACAUAUUUUGUUCGGCAUUACAAAAACAAUCCAUACUUUUAUUCUCAAGUUUAUUUUAAUUAACAUUCUUUGAAUUUGUCUUCUGUGUCUUCUCCACGUGUAUCAUAAUCUUUGAUCAUCAUCUACGGUCCCUGAAGGUGAAAGUUGUGAAGUAGGUAGUUUAAGGUUUAAAGCACAAAGGGUGAGCCUAGGCGCACAAAAAGCACAAGCCUGAGACAAGCAAAGCACAAGUUGGCUUCAUGCUAUAUUUUGAUGGUUCUAGACUUAUUUGGGUUGUUUGAAAAUUAAAAUGGUUCUUUGGCUGGUUCAGACCGUUUGAAACUAGUUUUGGCCAGUUCUGGCAAGUUUUUUCAUGGUUUAGGGUGGUUUUGUUUUCUGGUUCCAACGCCUUUUACGCCCUGCUGCACUCAAGAUGGUUUUACUGCUUGUCACCUGGGCGUCUAGGCGUGUGUCUUUGUCGCCUUUCAUUACAUAGGUUGUGAAGAUCUUUGUUGAUUGUUCGGUGCUCCUAAGUCCUAACCUCUCCAGCCUCACUUGCAUUUGCCAUAUAAACCCAUGUCAAGUCCUGAUUCUCAAAAAUUUGCUCUUCACUUUCGACUAGCAUCCCCCCCUCUUCCGCUAAAAUAAAUAAAUGACAAACAACCAAGUUAACCUAGAAAACUUGUCUGAGAUGGAAAUGAUGGUAUUUUCUUUUGGUUAAAAAAUAAACAAAUUUUGUUGCAGUUUCAUGAGAUGAAGGGACUAGGUAGUAAUUACUCUGGAAUUGUUUUAGUCAUUAUUAAAUUGAUUUAUGCUUCGUGAGUUUGAUUUAUGUGAUCUUUAAACUUGUAUUGUCUGCUAAUUACAAGAAUCACAAAUUGUUAAAUGCAAAAUAAUAUAUAGGUAAGUAUCCAUGUUUGUCUGGAAAGUGGAAACAGUAUCUUCUGGUGACUGCUUACUGUAUAUUAGAAAUAGAAAAUAAUUAUCACAAGGAACUUGAAUUUGUGGUCCGUUUUUCUUCUCUUAUUGACUACCACACCACAAGCUGGACAUAAUAUAUUGGCAGUUUACAGAGGAGAUGGGGUAUAAAGGUAACUCUGUUCAUGGGGAGGUUCCAGAACGCGGUGCGAUAUUUAUGUCAAAUAUUAAUACACAUAAAGAGUGCUUAGAAAGGAAGUUGUUUGGACUACCAUCAGGUAUGUCCAAAUUUGUGCUGCAUGUAAAAGAAGGAAUGACCCUUUUCCUUUUUGAGUUUGAAAGGAGAUUAUUAUACGGUGUAUUUCGUGCUACAUGCGAUGGUGAUAUCAAUAUUGACCCCAAAGCAUUCAGAUCAUCUGGUAAACAGUUCCCUGCACAGGUUCGUUUUACAACUGUUUGGGAAUGUAGCCCAUUAGCUGAAAGUGAGUUCAAGGAUGUAAUUAGGGAUAAUUACUUCUCGGGGAAGAAGUUCAACUUUGGUUUGGAUGAAAAGCAGGUACGUAAACUUAUGAAGCUAUUUCGUUCAAAGAUUAUCUCUAAAAAUUACCCUGAGAGAAAUAUCCGGAGAUAUAAUAAACCAGAAGAAGCAAAUGCAAGAUCCGGUGACCUUAGGAAGGACAUUAGACAUAGGAUAAGAUUCGACAGCUGUGACCUUAGGGGUGACGAAGUCAAAGAAGUAGAUAAUAUGUAUAUAAACAAACAUAUUAUAGAAGAUAUGCAGACAGAUAAGCGGGACGGUUUUCUAACACAUUACACGACAGAAAGUGACAAGUUUGGUGAUUACAGUAGACAUGACAUAUUAGGAAAACACCUUGACCUUAGGGAAAAAGAUAUUGAAGACCAGACUCGAACCUCAACACUCUUUAGCACGAGAAUGACCGAAUUCGACAUGCCGGUUUUCAGCAAACCACAUGGAACACAUCUUGAUGAAAUCGGAUUAGGAAGCAAAGAUAUUAUUGAUUAUAACAGGUUGCAAGAUGAAUAUAAAGUUAGAGAACGUCUUCGGGAAAGUCUGAAUGAACGCACAUUGACCAAUGAUUAUUCUCAUUUCAACCACAACGAUUAUUCAAAUGUUGAUACUACAAGGAUUGAUGUUCCUGAUAUCCAGCUUAGUCCUUGUUUAGAUGACGGGUCGGGUUUUAUUUCCAUUGCUAAUAAUUAUCCGAUUUACUCUAGUCCCGAGAAAAUCCCCAUGACGUAUUUCUCACAUGACGAAGGGUCGUAUCGGUAUCGUGAUGAUCCUGGUUCACAAAGUUCUAUAUUUCCCAAGUUUAUUUCCAGAAAUCUUUCUCUUUCUUCAUCUGAUGCUCGUCUACGUGUGGAUGAUGUGGACCCGACUGAUGAUGAUAAAAGGUGUUAUGAAAAACAUGAAAGUAAGCGUAGUUUUGGCAGUACUCGAAAGAGAGAGAGUGUUUUUUCUCGUUUAUCUUCGACUUUAAGGCACGAAGAACAGGCCUUUGAAACUGAUGAAAACCAUGAGUUAAACUCAUCAGUUAACAAAGUUAUGAAGAUGUUGGAGAAGGUUGUAAGUAGCCCUAAAAAACGAAGUCGAAAAAGCAUUUCAGUUAUAAAACAAGACGAUGCUGAUAACUCGCCAAAAAGUAAGAUUGAAGAUUACGUGUUUCCAGAUGUGAAUUUAGAAGUUGAUGCUGAUGUGGUGGAUGAAGAAGCUGAAGGUGAAUCAGCAUAUCAGGAAACCAGACUUGUGGAUUUUAAGCGUCGUAAGAAGUCAAACAAGAGAAUUGAUGAUGCAAACAAAGAGAACUCUGAAUGCUUGGUAGGCACCACAUCAGAUGUGGGGCCUGUUGCAAAUAAUCUGUUAACGGGUAUGCCACACAAGCGUCGAAAACUGGUUAGGCCUGAUUUUGUUGAAAAAAAUAUCGUUCCCGACAGUGUUGGUACUCAUGAAAAUAAACUUUCCGCAAAUGAUAGCACGGAUGUAGCUCUUGAAGUUUCAGAGAAGGUUGAUGCAUUCAUCGAAUCCGUGGUGCCAACUUGUCGUGAAAAUACACUCGAUGAGAGUAGUUUAACAAAAGCAGAAAGUGAAAGCUCAAAGAAAGUUGACGUAUCCAUCAAACAUUGUGCUCAAGAAAGUAAACUUUUCGCAAAUGAUAGCUCGGAUGUGGCUCUUGAAGGUUCAGAGAAGGUUGAUGCAUUAAUCGAAUCAAUGGUGCCAGCUUGUCAUGAAAAUACACCUGAUGACGGUAGUUCAACAAAAGCAGGAAGUGAGAGCUCAAAGAAAGUUGAAAUUGAUUUAAAUAUGCUGCCAACUUCUGAUGAAAGCUCAUCUUCCAAAGAAGACAACGUAUCAACAAAAGAUGUACUUAAAAGCCAAAACAGUGUGGUUGUGGAAGGGUCGACGUCAAAUGAUGACCAAAAGAUGUGUGGUUGGAUCGAGUGGUGAUAUUCAGACUAUCGUAUAUUGCAUAUAGUUAUGGUGUUUUGGGUGCAAAAGGAUUUUUGGAGCUUUAGUCUUACUAGAAUAUAGAAGAACGAACCUGCUUGAAUUGAUGUUUAGUUUUGUUAAAUUUUGUGAAAGUUGAAUAUACAUUGAGCUGGGCAUUUUUGGGUUAAAGCUCAGCCCCUGGUGUUGAAAUGUGAAACUUUUUAUUAAUUUGUUAAAAUCUGUUUCUUUAGCUU
Helianthus annuus (common sunflower) is the source of this 4386-nucleotide messenger RNA. RefSeq lists its product as uncharacterized. The transcript has 3 exons. The record is from RefSeq and is a predicted model, not a curated record. Lineage: Eukaryota; Viridiplantae; Streptophyta; Magnoliopsida; Asterales; Asteraceae. The coding region runs from base 1847 to 4150 and encodes 767 amino acids.